Molecule: messenger RNA, 3674 nt
Organism: Microbotryum saponariae
Lineage: Eukaryota; Fungi; Basidiomycota; Microbotryomycetes; Microbotryales; Microbotryaceae
Source: the annotation of a GenBank genome assembly
AUGGCAGAAGCAGUGAGUCGCGAUCAGCGGCUGUGCCAUGUGCCCGGCCCCGCUUCGUGGGCUCGCUCAUCUUGGUUUGGCUGAAGAUAUCUGACGUUGACGUCGACCGUUAUUGCCUUCUUCGAUCCUCGGGUCGGGGUUCAUUAUCCUACUUGAUCACCCGAUCUCAGUUCCCUUUCAAGGCAGUCGCUCUCUCAAAGUACAAGUCAGCGCCCGGCGCGCCCAAGCUGGCUUUCCUGCAGGGCGACGAGUUGACUGUGCUGAACCGCGAUGAUGACUGGUAUGAGGGAACAACCAUCUCGGGCCAAACGGGCUACUUCCCCGUCGAAGCUGUCCGGCAAUUGGAAGAUGACACCCCAGCUCCGUCCGGCGAGAUUGCAUCGCCAGCCCUCGCGACACGUGUUGAAAGCGUUGCGUCACCGCUGCCCAGCUCGUCCGAUCCACCAGGCCCCACCACGCUGUCGCUGACCCCACCGACGACCCACCGUUCGGCUCAGCGCCCCGAGCCCAAGAUCACGGUACCGAAUGUUGUGGAUCUUUUUUCCGAGGAGCAACCCAAGCCGACGUCCCUCAAAGACCGGAUCGCGGCUCUUAACGCGGCCGGGGCUGGGGCCGUGGCCCCACCUCCCGUCCGUCCCAAGCCGCGCGAAUUGAAGCGCUCCACUGCACCCGUCCCCCUCGCAGACGGUGUCAGACCGGAAUCCCCCACGACAGGCUCGCCAGCUCUGUCGCCUGUCACCUCAGCCACGGACUCGAGCAUAAAGUCUUCCGUUGGCUUGUCAGCCGAAGACGCCGCGGAGGCAAUCGGGAAAGGAGGGGGUAGCCUCAAGGACCGUAUCAAGGCACUGCAAGGAAUCCAGAUGUCCACCCCUGCAGCUCCUGGACGUGCUCCUAAGCCGCGGAAGAAGACUAGUGUCGACACUGCCGCAGGCUCAGAGCUAGAGCGAGCUGCAGAUUCGCCAGCGCUUGCUCUCCAAUAUUCUGAGUCCGAUGAGGCGCAAAGGGCCGCUGUGAGGGAACCAAAAUCGAUGGAGCCAUCUGAAGUCGUUCGGGCUCCUGUUGAUGCGGGAACAGGAUCCUGUGCGAACUCCGUCGCGGACCCCGAUGCCCACGCGGGGCCUCGAACACUUCCGCCGGAGAACGAGCAGCACGAGCACCGUGUAUCGACCAAAGCAAAGCUCGAACGCUCUUCAAGUGAUGUAGACGCCCCUCAAAGACCUCCAGUGGCCGAACGAGCAGCGGGCAUUGGUGACCAGCAAUUGUCGAUGGCAAUGCCAGCUCUCCCGAAACGAGCGGUCCCACCCAGGAGGAAACCACCGGUGGUGAAGCCGGCACCGGAUGAUGGUGUAAGCGACGUCGUAGUCGAGGCAUCCUCCGCAGGACCAGUCGCUACCAUUUCACGCGGGGAGACUUUGAAGAUACCAGCCCCGUCGCUUCUGGCGGGUGACAAGCAGUCGGAUGGGCAAGAUGACAGUUACAUGCCAGAGACUGACCCUAACACUGUCGCCUCUGGACACGAUAUCUUGUCUGAGAAUGCGGCCGAGGAAUCCAGUAAUGGCACCAACUCGGAUACACCUGCCGUCCCUCCCAAUACGGUCCACGUCGCAUCAGAUUCGCCUGCUGUGAGUUCGUUUAGAAACCGAAUGAGUCCGGACCUCUCCCUAUCGGCCAGCAGAAUCUGGUCCCUGCUCAACACAGAAUUUGCGCCGCGCCCACAGGAAAAACAUACUCCGCUGCCGGGGUCGGGACUUGCGUUGACCCAAGGGCCGUUUGAUACCAAUGUAUUCACCUCUCCACCAUCUCGUCAGGACGAUCCUUUCACCAGAGACCUUUCCAGUCCUCUCUCCAUCGCAGCAACUUCAGCGCCGACAAACGACGACGAGCAGAAACUCACAAGCCCGCAGCGACCUGCGAUCCCUCAACCAUUCAUAGUGGAUCGCAUCGAGCACCAAGAGGAUAAUACUGUGGAUGGAGACAACCAUAGCUUUACCAAGGUAUCCAAUCUCGAAGCCGCGAUUCAGCCCAGCACUCAACAGCUCGGCUCGGAUGAGGUGGGACUUGAGGAUGAAGCUGAAGAAGUCGAGGCCGAGGUACGGAACCAUUUAUUGCAAGAUGUCCCGGAUCAAAGAGUCCUCCAAGAGACACAAGACCCUCGAGGCUUCCACGGAGGGGCUGGUGCACAUGAUAAGGAGCCUGGGUGUGCGAAGGCGGAGGAGGGGGAGGACAAUGACGACGAUGAAGAGGACCCAGAACUCGCUCGUCGAGCUGCUCUGGCGGCACGAAUGGCCCGCCUGGGAGGGAUCAGCAUGCGCAUGCCUGGAGGUGCCAUGAUGCCGCCUAUUGGUGGUAUCCGAUCAUACAAGAAACCGGUCAAGGCCAUGACCAAGGACGAUUCAAACUCCGGGCAGCAACUUUCAACGGGUGAGAGACACUGCUUGCCGAACCUUCGCCACUCGACGACCUUGCUAACGCAUCCUAUCCGCAGAUGACGACGACGUAUCAUGCAACCAGUCGGCCGCAGAGCAAAGUUUUGUCCCCUCGCCUUUCCUUGGGAUUCCUAGAGGAGGGGUCGCCAUCCCUGGACUUGGCGUGAGGCCAGCGCCGCCUCCGGUCGACUCUGAAGAUACUUCUGCCGCGACACCCACGGAUGAGGUUGGAGGUUCUCAAGCAUUCAAGGGGUUACAAGCAUCGGAAGAACUGUCUAUGCGGCAGAACUUCGAACAGCUCGACGAUAACCCGCGUGGAGAGGAGACCUGUAGCGACACCGGCGCAAUCAGUCUACGCGAACGCGAGGAGGCAGUGCCGGACCCGUCCGUUCACGCUGUCUCUGACCCUCCCCCCAGACCUCGAGGCGGCCUACCCUCCGUACCAGCUCAGCCGAUCUCCAGCCUCGAGGAUAUCAGUGAGCUAGCGGUUCCUUCGUCCCCACAAGUCGAAGCAGAGACUCAGAUGUCAAGCCAUCGAGACAGCGUUACCUCGCUCAAUCGAAUUGCUACACGUUCGAGCUUGGAUUCAAGGCCAGCAGGGACAGCUGAUUCACUCCGUCGAGGCUCCAUCGAGUCUUCCCGUGACGUUCGAUCCCCCUCGUCGGCUCAGCUCUCGUGGCCCGCCGUUCCACGCAGCGACCUCGAAGAAUUCUCCAUCACUCUCGGCGCCCAGGUUUUUGCUGCGGCCCACUUGAAGCUGAGCGAGAAGGGGGUCAAGUUCUCAAACGACGAUGAGCUCAUUCGAUUUUGCCUCCAUCGGGUGAAAGAUAUGCAAUGGCCUGGUAAUGGAUCGUAUGGAGUGACCGUAUGGGGGAUCGCUAUUUUGGGCAAAGGCCUGAACGAUCCGCGUAUAGCGAAUCUGGACGAACCACGAGCGGGUGAUAGUCAGUUACUACGACCCAGGAAUGACAGCCAAGAAAGGAUACUAAUAUGUUUCCUUUUCGCUCUAUUAUAGUUGUCAUCAUGACGGACUGCAAAUUUAGGGCGACCCUCUCGUCAACGCGCGUUGGAGCAGACGGGCAGCCGAAGCAGAGCGUGUGUCAAGCUUGGGACGCUAAGAAGCGCAAGCUCAGGACGAUUGAAGUCGGGAAAAAUGGUGGUGUCGAGGAAAACAGCUACAAGGUCGACGACCUCAAGGAAGGGCGCGUAGAGAUCCAGAGAAUAGUUGGGGCAAAGCCAGGAGAGUAA